Molecule: messenger RNA, 352 nt
Organism: Racocetra fulgida
Lineage: Eukaryota; Fungi; Glomeromycota; Glomeromycetes; Diversisporales; Gigasporaceae
Source: the annotation of a GenBank genome assembly
UAAUAAGGAUAUUCAUUCAGGUGAUAAAAGCUGUACUGAUAUUGAAGCAGAUGAACUGAUUGACAGUUAUGGUAAUAUACAAAUUGAUGAAUUAGAUAAUGCAGUAGUGUGUCCAGAUCCAGAAUGGUCAUCCAAUGUCUAUAAAGUUAUCAAGCCAAUACAUGCACCUUUACAGUCAGUAGUGCUUCCAGAAGGUAUAGAAGAUAAGAACCACAAAAACAUCGACAAAAUAGAAAUUCCACAAUUAGAUAGUGAUACUAGCAAUAAAUCUGAUUCCAAUGGAGAUGAUAUAGACCAUUCAAGUAAACAACCUAAUAACAAAACAAACGAAGAAUUAGAUUUAACGAAGUAA